CGUGUGAAUCUGUGGGAACUAUAAUGACUUUGAGUACAAUCAGCACCUCAUCGUUGGAAGAGGUGGCAAAUGCCGCUCCAAAUGGUGUCAAAUGGUUUCAGUUAUACAUCUAUAAGGACAGAGCGGUUACCAGAGGACUGGUGAAGCGGGCAGAGGACAGUGGUUUCAAAGCACUGGUCCUUACAGUAGACUCUCCGAUGUUUGGUAAUAGGUUUGCGGACGCGAGGAAUCAGUUUCGUUUGCCGCCACACCUACGGCUGGCCAACUUCGGGGAGGGAAACACGGAAUCCGAUUCCAUACAGAACUCGCCCACAAAAGGACAGUCAGGUCUUGCGGAGUACGCUCUGUCUCUGUUCGACCCGUCUCUCACUUGGAAAGAUAUACUGUGGUUGAAGUCAAUAACAAAACUACCGCUGGUUUUGAAGGGAAUCCUCACUCGAGAAGACGCCUUAUUAGCCGUAAAAUACGGGGCGUCUGCUAUCCUGGUGUCAAAUCAUGGCGCGCGACAGUUGGAUGGCGUGCCCUCCACUAUCGAGGCUCUACCGGAAGUGGUGAAAGCCGUCCAAAAUAGAUGUGAAGUGUAUUUGGAUGGAGGCGUACGAACGGGAACUGAUGUAAUUAAAGCGUUGGCAUUGGGUGCGAGAGCUGUAUUCGUCGGAAGACCUAUAUUGUGGGGACUCUGUUAUGAUGGAGUGAAUGGCGUGGAGGAAGUGUUUGCAAUCCUGCGAAAGGAACUCGAUAUGGCUCUGGCGUUGUCGGGCUGUUCCCAAGUGAGUCAACUCACACAACAUCCAUCCCUUAUUGUAUCCGAAAAUUACUAUAAAUCUCAGCUC
Molecule: messenger RNA, 833 nt
Organism: Oppiella nova
Lineage: Eukaryota; Metazoa; Arthropoda; Arachnida; Sarcoptiformes; Oppiidae
Source: the annotation of a GenBank genome assembly